AUGGCCGGCAAGGGUCUCAAGAGCCUCAACGAGGCCAUGAAUGCGCUGAGCAUUGCUUCCAAGUCAUGCAGGGCACUGCCGAUGCGCCAAUCCUCUAUUCUUCCCUGCAGACGGUCGAUGGCCUCCGUAGCUACCCCUCCUGCCGCCAAUAUCACAAGAUCGGUCUCGGAACCAUGGCAACCCAGUAUGAGCACCAACACGACUGCCAACCUCGACAACAUCGCCCGCGCUGAAAAGGUACUAACCCACGAUUCAGUCACCAACGUUCCUGUGACCGUCUAUUCCUUCCCCGAACUCGAGCCGCGCUCCCUCGAAUCCUACUCAGCCCGUCACCUUCACCUCCCGCUGCGUCGCGAUAUCCUCCACUUGGCCGUCAUCUACGAAGGUGACUCGACACGACGGGGCAUGGCGUCCACAAAGACACGCUACGAAGUUCAUGGUUCGCACAAAAAGAUGAGUCCCCAGAAGGGUACCGGUAACGCCCGUCGUGGUACCCGCCAGUCACCUCUGAUGAAAGGUGGUGGAAAGACUUUCGGCCCCAAGCCCCGCGACUUCAGCACGAAGCUCAACAAAAAGGUCUACGAUCUGGCCUGGCGCACCGCGCUGUCCUACCGCUACAAGCGUGGCGAGCUCAUCGUCACCGAGGACGGCCUCGACCUCCCCCUCCCUAACGAUUUCCUCUGGCUUGCCGGCGGCGGUAAGCUCAGCCGUGAGCUUGAGGACGGCUACGUCCGCAAGUGGGUUCACGAGUUUAUGACCAGCUUGAACUGGGGCAAGGAGGCUGGCCGGACGACCUUUAUCACGGGCGACAAGCGCCCCAACCUCUUCACCGGAUUCGAGUUGGCUGGUGCCGAGGGUCGCGCUCUGGAGUUGUGGGAUGUCGAUGUCAAAGACCUUUUGGAGACGGGCAGGAUAGUGAUUGAGCGCAGCGCGCUCAAGGAGAUGAUCAAGGACCACCAAAGCGACCUCGUCACCCGUGUAGCAGUCCAGGGGCUCCGCCAAAAGGGUCCCAAGCUGGGUGAGGUGCUCGUCAGGGCGCCGAGAUACUAG
Neurospora tetrasperma FGSC 2508 is the source of this 1050-nucleotide messenger RNA. RefSeq lists its product as uncharacterized. Gene Ontology annotation, biological process: translation. The coding region runs from base 1 to 1050 and encodes 349 amino acids. Lineage: Eukaryota; Fungi; Ascomycota; Sordariomycetes; Sordariales; Sordariaceae. The record is from RefSeq and is a predicted model, not a curated record. The transcript has 2 exons. Gene Ontology annotation, molecular function: structural constituent of ribosome. Gene Ontology annotation, cellular component: ribosome.